CCGGGUCCCCGUGACCCUGUAUGGGACAAGCGGUUCAGAAAGUGUGUGUUUAUGGGACGAAUCGCUCAGCAGUUGUCACUGAGUAGGAGUUUGUGGGCACGACUAAUUUCUAUUUUCAGUAAUUUUAUUACUUUUAAUGUGACUUGAGUUUAACAAAAAGGUUGGAAUGAAAAGCCUUUGUUAAUAACAGCAACGAAGACCGAGCUGGAGCUUGUGGAUAUGACGUAUGAUUUCUGUUUUUAAUUAUUUCAGUUAAGAGUAGUGGUUUUUGUGCACUCUGAAUUAAAGAAAAGUAAUACAAUAAGUCCAGGUUGUACCCUUCUGCAAUAGGCUCCGGCCCACCGCGACCCUGCACUGGACAAGUAGCUACUGAUAAAGGAUGGAUGGAUGACAGUGAUACACUGUUUUUUAAUGUAUUGUUUCAGUGUGUGAGCUUUUUAGAAGAACCUAUUGAGCGAAUAAUUGGGGGGGUGACUGUAUUUUGUAACUUUUACCGACUGUGGCACUUGAGUUACAAACAAAUCAAGUUACAAACGUGUUCGCAAGCUCAACAGCCAGUGUGUCUUUUUAUCGACAAUUUACUGCUGUGGUUCGAGGGACACGCUGUUUUAUUUCAAUGUCAAAAUUAAUAUUGUCCGCACAGAGUCUGGCACGAGCUCCUUCCUUCGUCUCCCUGCUGUCUUUUCCAAGGACCGAAAGCAGCCCACGCCUCCGGGGUGCCGCCCUGGUGGCCGCGGUGAGUCGCUGCACCUCGGGACACGGAGCCGCCCUUUGCCGUUCUCCGGCGAGGCUCAGCGACCGAUGCGCAGGUGGACGCUGCGACGCCGCCAUGGAGUGUGAGCUCGGGUCGGAGACGCUGCUGGACCUGGGUCACCUGACGGAGGAGGAGCAGGGGACCAUCCUGCAAGUGCUGCUGCGGGACUCGGAGCUGCGGUGCCUCGAUGAGAAACGCGUGAGUAAGCUGAAGCACACGGUGUCAGACCCCCAGAAGCUCAAGUCCCUCUCGGGCGACUGGUUCAGCGAACUCUGGGCCAAACGGCACAAGAGAUACGGCUCCGAAAUUGUGCAGGCGUCCAUCCGGCGCAAGAAGAAGGUUAAAGAGGUGCCCUUAACCGCACGGAGUCGGGGCACAAGGCUGGACGAGGAGGAGGAGGAGGCAGACGAUGGCAGCAGGAGCACGGAAUACCGCGCGAGCCCCACACCUGCCCCCAGAAGGGGCGUCGCCUCCUCCAAGGUGAGUCCAUCGGGGGUCAGUCCCCGAGCCAGUAUUUCCACCUGCGUCCAGUGCGCUGAGGCUGCUUACCUUUUCCCUGCUGUGUUCCAGGCUGCAGCGACGCUCGACGGCUCUCCGUCCUCAACAGAGUGCGUCAACAAGCUGAGCGGACAGCGAGAGGAGACUGCGGAGGAGGACCGAACACUGCAGACACCCUCCCCCUCCCUGCAGGUGAGCAGAGAGAGAGACUCGGACUCGGUAUCGAACAGCACUGCGACUGAGUCCGACCCGACCAGACUCAGAACCGCCCAGUCCCUGUCCAGCCUUCAGUCCAACAGCGCGUUGAGCGGCAGUAUGAUGAGCUUGUUCAGCUCCGGCGAAUUUGGUGCGGUGGAGGUUCGUGGAAACCUGCAGUUCUCGCUGCACUAUGACACCAAGAGGGAGGAGCUGCAGGUGCAGGUGUGUCGCUGCCAGGACCUCGCCUUCGCGCGCAAGAACCGUUCCGACCCCUACGUGAAGACGUACCUCCUCCCCGACAAGUCGUCCCACAGUAAAAAGAAGACGUCGGUGAAGAAGAAGACGGUGAACCCCAUCUUCGAUGAGACUUUGAAAUACAAGAUUAAGAUGUCGGCGCUGAAGGGCAGGACACUGAACCUGUCUGUCUGGCACAACGACCCCCUGCGGCGAAACAUCUUCCUGGGGGAGGUGGAGGUGGGCUUGGCCGAGUGGGACUGGGCGCAGAAGGAGCCCUGCUGGCGAGCCUUAGUGCCCCGGGUCCAGCUGACACAGGACUCCAUAAGCAGUCGCGGGACCAUCAUGCUCUCCAUCAAGUUUGUGCCGGCUGGAACGGAAGGCAGUGGUCUGCCAAUGACAGGCGAACUGCACAUCUGGCUGAAGGAGGCGCAGGGACUCAUCCCCACCAAAGGGGGCGCUGUGGACUCCUUUGUCAAGAGCUACGUGCUGCCUGACGAGAGCCGGUCCAGCCGGCAGAAGACGCGUGUGGUGAAGCACACGGUGAGCCCCACCUUCAACCACACCAUGGUGUAUGACGGCUUCCAGAUGUCAGACCUGAACGAGGCGUGUGCCGAGAUCACCAUUUUUGAGAAGGAUUCGCUGUCCUCGCGCCAGCUGGGGGGCGUGAGGCUGAGCAUGGGCACAGGCCAGAGCUACGGGCAGCCGGUGGUGUGGAUGGACUCCACUGAGGAGGAGGUUAGCGUGUGGACCACCAUGAUCCAGAACCCCAACAGCUGGGUGGACGCCGCGCUGCCGCUCCGAACUGACCUGGUGCCUCGCAAGGAGUAACAGGCGUGUGCUGGAAGGAAAGGGGGUGUGGCCAGGGGCGGGGCCACAUGGGCUGGACUCGAGAAAGAUGCUCGCACAUGGAAAUGGGGACAUGAGGGGGCGGGGAGCAGUGUAACUGGGGCCCUCGUAUUGCAUUCAAGAAACUCAAGCUCCACUCAUCGCAGCCAGCCUGGCCUUCCUCACAUUGCCAUGGUUUUGUGGCCAUUAAUCCUCCAUCUGUGUGCACUGCUAGCAUGCGAAUCCUGGAGCUGGGAGGUACUGUGAGGGGGUGGAAGGGGCUGCUGCGUCAGGAAGGAGUUUGGAGGAGUGGGAGGGGCUACAGGACUCAGGGAGGAGUUUGGAGGAGUGGGAGGGGCUACUGGACUCAGGGAGGAGCAGGAAAAUAAAUGAUUGUUGCUCAGGCCAGCGAGUGUAAGGAUGUGCACUUGAGAUCAGUGCGUUAAGCAUGAAAAAAGUUGGAAACAGAUUUUAAUAAAGAGACGGUACUGCUCAGCGUAGAGUGCAUUCCCGGCCUCCGCUCCAGUUUCACACGCCCUGCAGUCAUUUAUUACGAACUCAUACUGGCCGGCAGCUGAGUCUUCAGUGAUCGUAGCUCUAAAUUAGUUUGCUUAUCAAUAGGUGUUGGUCUAUAUAACCAUUCCAGUGUAGAAAUAGCGGAAAACGUGAAUCGGGAAUUGGGCGAUCUGGGUUUCUCUGAUUGUGUGUGUGAGGCAGGGUGGGGUUUGGCACAUUCUUCGAUAUGAUGCUCCUCGGUUCUUGAAAACGACUUCAAUGUGUCUUGUCACGUCUUUGUGUUGGUUCUGUCCUGUUUGUCUGUUCCUCGGGAAUUAAAACGCUGUUUGUCCGAGUUCAUCCCGCCUCUCUUGUCUCAAGUUGUCAGAUUAAAGUGAGACGGGAAAGGAA
Molecule: messenger RNA, 3418 nt
Organism: Scleropages formosus (Asian bonytongue)
Lineage: Eukaryota; Metazoa; Chordata; Actinopteri; Osteoglossiformes; Osteoglossidae
Gene: sytl1
Product: synaptotagmin-like 1
Exons: 14
Coding region: 617-2515 (632 amino acids)
Biological process (GO): intracellular protein transport; exocytosis
Cellular component (GO): exocytic vesicle; plasma membrane
Molecular function (GO): small GTPase binding; neurexin family protein binding
Source: RefSeq, a predicted model, not a curated record